Molecule: messenger RNA, 385 nt
Organism: Staurois parvus
Lineage: Eukaryota; Metazoa; Chordata; Amphibia; Anura; Ranidae
Source: the annotation of a GenBank genome assembly
UAUCCACUUUGGAAAGUCACUCUCCCUAUCCGAGUGUUUAAGCUUCUGGGGGUCAAGGCCCUGCUGGUGACAAACGCUGCGGGGGUCACUAUGUGAGACGUACAGCCCAGGGGACCUCAUGAUCAUCCGAGAUCACAUCAAUAUGCCGGGAUUGGCUGCCUUAAACCCCCUGAGAGGGCCAAACGACGAGAGGUUCGGUCCUCGCUUUCCCUCCCUCUGGGACACGUACGAUCAGGGCCUGCGCUCUACAGCUUUGGAAAUUUCUCACCGGCUCGGCCAUGCGGAGUUCACCCAUGAAGGGGUGUAUUGCAUGGUAGGGGGACCAAACUUUGAGUCUGUCGCAGAAGCCAGGUUCUUGCAGCGGCUGGGUGCUGAUGCUGUGGGU